Messenger RNA from Amoebophrya sp. A120, 1116 nucleotides. The record is from the annotation of a GenBank genome assembly. NCBI's taxonomy places the organism in Eukaryota, Dinophyceae, Syndiniales, Amoebophryaceae.
AUGAUCUGCAGUGUGGCUCGUAGCAGCUCAUCCUCUUCGAGCUUCAAGCAGUUCGUUCCUGUCGUGGGGGCGUCGCACCUGCACACGGCGUUUGGUCCUCGUGCCUGCCUCCAGCCAGGGAUAGACACGUCGACGACUUCUUGGCCCUUCAAAAAACCGCCACCCAGCGCGUCAUUCGCUUCGAGCAGCAGCAGAAGGAGCUUGUUUCACAGCGAGACUAGUACAACAUCGAUGCGGCCACAAGGAAGAUUGCGUCGCGGGCAACUGCUCGUGAUGCCGAUACGUUCACGUUGUGAGAAUGAUCAUCAUCCAAAGGCCAGCAGGAUUGCAUCAAGCAUCGUUACACAGCCUCCAUCUUCUAUCGUGUCAAAUAACACGACCCGAAUCCCUGCUCAAUUUUUACACCAAAACUACACGACCAAGCGUUUCUUUUCCAACUGCGACGAUUGUUCCGGUUGCGACCCGCCUGACGGGAAAACAAGUUCUCUCCUCACCGAGGCGGAAAAAGACCAGGGGAUUCUGCGCCACCUCCAUGACCCCCAGAAGAUUCCGAACGAAAUCAUCCAGGCCUUCUCUGAGCGGGGCGUUCCCUUCUUCUCCAUGUUCGGGCCACUGCAGGAAAAGCACCGGAAAAGGCUGUUUUAUCUGUCCACGGUCAAUUUAGGGACGAAGUUUGCAAACGCCGUUGACAGCAGUGCGAGGACCACAAGUGGCAAUAGUAGUACCAGCAUCGGCACCAGCGGUGGAUUUCAUCCGGGCGGCCGAGGUGAUGGCGAUGGAGAUGCAUCAUCGACAGGCAUGAAAGUCUCCAUGACUGUCGGUGGUGGCGCUGAAGCAGAAGAUCAAACACAGGGACCUGCCGCUCAUCUUCCUCAUCCAGGAAAGAACUCAGUACAACUAUCGGCUCCAGAUCCAGUUCAAGCACCACCACCAAGCAUACCGCCGAAGAAAGUAAGUUCCUGCCGGGUAGAGGAGAUGUGGAUUCAGUGUAAGGAUUGCGGGAUUCAAAAGAAGGUCGAAACCCCGAAAGACUUUUUCGACAAGUCGCGAAACCAGCUCGGACAAGCGGUGUUGGCGAUUUGCCCCAGCUGCUGCGUUUUGGUGAAGGAACACUGA